AUGUCAGUCACAUUGAAAAGAGAGGCCAUCUUUACGGCCAAAGCACCCACACCUAUGAUGGCGUACUCGCAGGCCAUACGUGCCGGUGAUUAUGUGUUCGUGAAGGGACAGGUGUCCACCGAUAUCACCACCAAUGAGCUCAUACUGGAACCGCUCGAAACCCAAUACGAACAGACAUUCAACAACGUGUUGGCCAUUGCGGUGGGCGCCGGCGGUUCAGUGGACGACAUCGUAAAGCUGGACAUCUUUGUCAAAGACUUGGACUCCUUUCCCAUUAUCAAUAAAGUGAUGGAAAGGCUGUUCCCGAAGCCAUACCCGGCCCGC
Messenger RNA from Oppiella nova, 324 nucleotides. The record is from the annotation of a GenBank genome assembly. NCBI's taxonomy places the organism in Eukaryota, Metazoa, Arthropoda, Arachnida, Sarcoptiformes, Oppiidae.